CAUGUUCCACUCCAAGUCUCAGUGUCAGUCCGAAUCGGGUCUACUGCUGAUCCUUUUCGUCCUGGCCUUUGUCGGGAUUAGGGGGGACUACGAUUGGUAUGGCGACUAUUCGGGCUCGGAGCUGGACUACAUCUUCGCGGAUGCGAGCUACGAUGCCGUGUGCCCACCGGGUGGCUAUCCUGUUUGUGCCACCAAUGGCUACACUUACCACCCAUUUGCCAGCAAGUGCCGUCUGGACUCGCACAAUCUGAAGCAGCUUUUCGCCGGCAAGAAGGAGCUAACCCGUACUGAUCUGGACUACUGUCAAUCGUAUUCGAUUCCUGCACAGCAAUAUUAUCCGAAGAGCUCGCCAGUUCAGAGCUUUGGUCCGGUUCGGUAUUCCGCAUCUUCUGCAAAGAAUUCCUAUGCAUAUGCCGCCGCCAGUGGUCCUUAUGGCGCCAAGGCUUCGGCCGAGGCUCCGGGUCCAUAUCCUGUGGCCCCUCCCUCUCAUGACGUUUCCUUUUCCUCCGGUCCCGCUGCCUUUAUCUCGCCUUCUGCCAAGUAUCCUUCUAGGCCUGCUAAGUAUCCUUCCUCGCCUGUCAGAUAUCCUUCCCCGCCCUCAUCCUAUCCCGCUUAUUCCAAAAAUGUGCCCGCCUAUGCCGCUGUUAAUAGCUAUACCGACACCACCAGGGCGCCAUCCACUGGAUCGACUGGAUCCGCGUCCACCCUCGCCACUAGGUAUCCUGGGUACCCCACCGCAUAUCCAACAACCACCGAGGCAACAACCUCGCCGGCAACAACCACGGCAGCCACAACCACAGCAGCGACAACCACAGCGGCAAUAACCACGGCAGCCACAACCACAGCAGCUACAACCACAGCGGCAACAGCCACGCCGGCAACAACCACAUUGGCAACAACGACAGCAGCUACAACCACAGCGGCAACAACCACAGCUUCCACAACCACAGCAGCGACAACCACAGCAGCAACAACCACAGCAGCAACAACCACGGCAGCCACAACCACGGCAGCCACAACCACAGCAGCUACAACCACAGCAGCAACAACCACAGCAUCAACAACCACAGCAGCAACAAACACAGCAGCAACAACCACGGUAGCCACAACCACAGCAGCAUCUACUACUCCCUAAACGGAACGGAUAAGGCAGCAAUCGGUACCACCGCAAACAAAAUAAUCCCCUCAAAAUGUCUAGAAACACCACCGGCCAACCACUUGAAGGCAUCACCAAUCGAAAUCAUAAUUUUUACCACAGCAAUAUGUAGAGUGUUUCAUUUAGCCCCAAUAAAGCAAU
Messenger RNA from Drosophila gunungcola (fruit fly), 1297 nucleotides. RefSeq names its product mucin-5AC. NCBI's taxonomy places the organism in Eukaryota, Metazoa, Arthropoda, Insecta, Diptera, Drosophilidae. Bases 2 to 1135 code for a protein of 377 amino acids. The transcript has 3 exons. The record is from RefSeq and is a predicted model, not a curated record. Gene Ontology annotation, molecular function: protein tyrosine phosphatase activity.